Laccaria bicolor S238N-H82 is the source of this 510-nucleotide messenger RNA. RefSeq lists its product as uncharacterized. Gene Ontology annotation, cellular component: lipid droplet. Lineage: Eukaryota; Fungi; Basidiomycota; Agaricomycetes; Agaricales; Hydnangiaceae. Gene Ontology annotation, biological process: triterpenoid biosynthetic process; ergosterol biosynthetic process. The record is from RefSeq and is a predicted model, not a curated record. Gene Ontology annotation, molecular function: lanosterol synthase activity. The annotation marks the transcript as partial. The transcript is spliced from 3 exons.
AACGCGAUUGAAUACCUCCACAAUGCACAAAAGCCCGAAGGAGGCUGGGUGGGUUCCUGGGGGAUCUGCUUCACCUACGCUACCCAAUUUGCAUUAGAGAGUCUCUCCCUCGUCGGCGAGACCUAUGAGACAAGUCCAUACUCACGCAGAGCCUGUGAAUUCUUGUUGAAGAAGCAGAGGAAGGAUGGGGGGUGGGGUGAGAGUUACAAAUCGUGCGAGCAGAGCGCAUGGGUCGAGCAUGAGAACAGCCAAGUCGUGCAAACGUGCUGGGCGGUGAUGUCCUUAAUGUAUGCCCGGUACCCAUACCCCGAGCCCAUCGAAAAAGGCAUACAGCUUGUCAUGUCGCGCCAACUUCCUAACGGCUCCUGGCCACAAGAAGCCAUCGAAGGGGUGUUCAACAAAACAUGCGCUAUUGCCUACCCCAAUUUCAAGUUCUCGUUCCCGAUAUGGAUGUUGGGCAAGGCGCACAAGUAUUUAGCUGAGCUCAAAGGUGGGAGUGGGAAUGGAUAG